AUGGAUCGCGGCGGCAACGUCAAGGUUGUCGUCCGCCUGCGGGCGUUUCUAGAGCGAGACCUGGAACGAAAUGCUCAAUGCCUCGUGGACAUGGACCCCGUCUCCCAAAUCACCACCCUCAGAGCCCCCGAGCCAGAAGACGUCCGUCCUUCAAGCCCGACCAAAUCCCGCAAAGUCACGGGCGACAAGAGCUUCGCCUUUGACAACUCCUUCUGGAGCCACGACCCCGACGACAAGGACUAUGCCAACCAGGAAGACAUAUACAACAGCCUCGGCGAGGAGUUUCUCGAUCACAACUUUGAGGGCUACCAUACAUGCAUCUUCGCCUACGGCCAGACCGGCUCCGGAAAGAGCUACACCAUGAUGGGAACGCCCGAGAACCCGGGCCUGAUUCCCCGGACCUGCGAGGACCUGUUUGAGCGCAUCGAAGCCGCCCACAACGAAAACUCCAACGUCGCUUACAACGUCAGGGUCUCCUAUUUCGAGGUCUACAACGAGCAUGUCAGAGACCUCCUGGUGCCUGUCGUCCCCAACACUGCCGCCAACUAUCUCAAGAUCCGCGAAUCGCCGACCGAAGGCCCAUAUGUCAAGGAUCUCACCGAGGUGCCUGUGCGAAACAUUCACGAAAUCAUGCGGUACAUGAAGGUGGGCGACGCAUCCCGCACCGUAGCGAGCACCAAGAUGAACGACAUCAGCAGCCGAAGCCACGCCGUCUUCACCAUUAUGCUGAAGCAGAUCCACCACGACAUGGAAACAGACGAGACCACGGAACGCAGCUCUCGCAUUCGUCUGGUUGACCUGGCGGGUAGCGAGAGGGCAAAGACAACCGAGGCGACGGGAGCACGACUUCGAGAGGGUAGCAACAUCAACAAGUCUCUCGCCACUCUGGGCCGGGUCAUUGCGGCGCUGGCAGGACCCCCCAAGCAGCUUCGAUCGGGCAAGAGAAAGGACGUUGUGCCCUAUCGAGAUUCCAUCCUGACAUGGCUGCUCAAGGACUCUCUCGGUGGCAACAGCAAGACGGCCAUGAUUGCCUGCAUUGCCCCUGCCGACUACGACGAGACGCUUUCGACACUUCGCUACGCCGACCAAGCCAAACGCAUUCGCACCCGCGCCAAGGUCAACCAAGACCACAUCACUUCCGCCGAGCGCGAUGCUCAGAUUGCUGCCAUGGCGCAAGAGAUUCAAAUGCUGCAGUUAUCCGUCUCAGACUCCCGCCAGCGCGAAAAGAAUGCUCAAGAGGCAGAAGAGCGCCUGGAAGAGUACCAGAUCAGCGUCAGCGCCAUGCAGCGCAUGAUGGAGGAGCGCAGCAUGGUUGCGGAAAGCAAAAUUAAGAAGCUGCAGACGGAGAACGAGGCCCUCAAGCUGCAUCUCAAGCUGGCUAUUGAGAGUCUCAAGAACCCCAUCCCGGCGAUUGAGCUUGACAAGGAGUCUUCAGACGAUGAAGACUACGACUAUGACUCGGAGAGUACGGCAGCAGAUGACGAACUCCAACAGGAAAUGGAGCGCUACUUGCAGGACAUGGGCAAUCUGCGCAAGCUUAUUGGCGGCGAUCUUACGAGAUUCAAAGACAAUGACAGCGUACGUAUGCCUCUUGGCGGCUAACUGGCACCACGAUGGUCAAGUUGACCUUGACUUGGGUUGCUAAACCGAGUUGGUGCAAGACAGGGGGGAUGGGUUGUUAAUUCUGCCACAUACACAGCUGUAUGUAUGCGUAUGAGCGAUGGUGUUUUGGGAAUAAUUUUCUUUUUUUUUUUGCUUAAUUUGAAUUAUCGAUGAACGGCUGGAUAGUUUGUUUGACUAGUUCAAGGAGAGAUUCGUGUUUUUUUUUUUUUCCCCUUUUUCUUUUUCUUACGCCUUUUAGGUAUUAUUGGCGCGAAACAAAUUCGUCAGCUCAUGUCAAUGAAUGAAAGAGGCGUUAAUCUAUAGCUACGUCUAAUUGAAUCCAAGUACUACUAUCUAUGUUCUGCAGGAGGUCUGCCUCUUCUCUUGGCUACUCUUGGCCCUCAUUUGGUUUCUCGCUUCCAACGCCGAUGCCGAGGCCAUCAUUCACUUACUCCCUGUAGACAUUGAUGGAAAUGACUUGACAACUCCAGCAGCCGGGACAUGUCAUCAAUCAAAAAUCAAGGCCGAAAGAGUUGAAACAGGCACCGCAGACAUGAGACCACCCAAGGCCAAAGAACCGAAACAGAACGGAACAGAACAGAUGAAACAAAAUGGCAAGCCCUCCGCACCUGCGGCCUACGUGAAACAAAAGCACAGCCGGCAAACGACGCUGCCGAGCUGUCCAAGAUGUUUCCGUGGUUGAGUGCGCAUCCGACAAAGGAAAACGAGAAGAAAAGAGGGAUGUCGAUCACACAACUCCGCCGACGGGAGGAUUUCCCGUCUCACGUUGUUUAGGCGGCUGCGUCAGGUGAAGCAUGGAGAGAGAGCAAAAAGAGGACUGGACCCUUGUUUCCGAUAGAUUAGUGGCUAGGGACUAAGCCCAGGGGGAGAAAGAAUACUACGGGUAGAAGAGUUGGGAUAAGCUCAGCCAGUAGAGCCGCAACAGGCAAGAGACUUGGCUUUGAGAGGUCUGGCGUGAUGAAAGAAAUCAUUUGAGCAAUUAGAGCAUCAUCCUUUUUUGUUCAACUGGCGAGUCAGACGCGUUGCCGCCAUCGACGGUGUUUCGAGAGGCGCCUGGAUGCCCAUCGAGCCACUAAGACGGCGCUGAACUGAAGACCCCCUCUUCGCUGCAAGGCCGCUGAACAGGCCGCUAUGGCGUCCCCCCCCUGUAAAAUCCGCCUCCCCUUCUAAAAGCUCAAGCUUUCAAUUGGAGGCGGUAUUUCUCUAGGCGAAGAAAGCCCCCCAGGAAGUGGAUGCAUGGUUUUUAGUGCUUGCUUGGGCCAGGACCAAAGUAUCAAACCCCGCCACGACAAGGCUAUGAGUGACACGCAGGAGGCCCUGUCCAGCUGUUACAACCUCGACAGUUGGUAUAGAUAAUUGACGUAUAUCUGCUAUUUAACGUCCUUUGGC
Messenger RNA from Trichoderma atroviride IMI 206040, 3012 nucleotides. Lineage: Eukaryota; Fungi; Ascomycota; Sordariomycetes; Hypocreales; Hypocreaceae. The record is from RefSeq and is a predicted model, not a curated record.